CAGUUUAGAGCUGACGUCGGCGAAAUGAAAUCGGCUUGUUGCAGUUUUCCUCGCAGAAUGGAAGUAGUCGUGGAGGUGAUACGGACUAAACUCGCUUGACUUGGCAGGAUAUUGAACUCUUGUCCCUUUCUUCUGAGUAUAAGACAACCGUUACAACGAAGCCCAUCUCUGUGUCUGCUCAGCUUAUAGUGCCCCCGUAUGGACGAUGAGGAGGACGAUGUGUUUGAGCCAGACCCCCUCUGCUGGCGCACCACAUUCCGGGAGGUAAAGUGUGAAGACCGGGGCACACAGACCCCUGGCCCUGCCCUGGCACUGUACAACGGCAUGCUGCCCUGUGGAGUCGCAGAGGAGCCCAGACCACUCUUCUACGGCAACGCAGGUUUUCGAUUGCACUUCCCGGCACACUUUGAGCUUGUUGGGGAUCAGGAAGCGAGGCGACAAGAAAGUGAAGAGGAGCAAAACGGGAUGCAGCCACCCCAGCAGCAACCUGUGGCCCGCAGUGUGGAGGCCUGCAUUGGCCAGAAACUCCAGCUGAUAGGAGACCAGUUUCAUCGGGAACACCUACAACUGUUUGCGGUGGAGGCAAGUGGCAUGGAAGAUGCCUGGCCUCAAACAACGCAGGACACUGUGGUCAGCGUGACACUGUCCACUGAGUCCGUGUGCUGCAAAAUGUUGCUUCGAUAUGGGGUAUCAUCGAAACCAAAGGAACCAGGGGCCGCUGUGGUGGCGCCUGGCCACAGCUCUGCUCAGCGUUCUGUUUGACAGGGGGCUCAUUGCUGGAGGAGGUGGAGCAGGACGGAGGUGAGGGGGUCUUCCUUCAUCUCUCUGAGGAACUGGACUCCUAAUGGCACUGUCAAAUCUAACACGGGUCUGUUUUUGGUGGGGGGGGGGAAAGGAGACUAAAAGUCACCGCAGGACGGAGACAACCAACUUUUAUACAAGGUCGUGUGUUUUUUCUUUCCAAGAAGAUGCCAUGAUGCUCCGAGAUUCCUCUACAGGACAAUGUUCAUAUUUUGGUAUACGUGUGGCGUAGUAGUUUUGUACAGUACAUUUUCCUUGUUAAAUUUUUUGCACUUCAACAUAUAUCCAUCUCUUAUGACCUCCACACAUCCUGGGAAUGCCUUAUUCAAUGUCUUCUGCCAGAAUGAGUAUUGAGCAAUUUUGACAGGCAAGGCGAGAUGGUUAGGAAAUGAAAGGAAAUGUGGUGUGAGGUUUUCUUUUCUGAAGUUUCCCAGGUGACCAGACACAUUAAUUUACUAAUUUCCAAAGAGGUAACUUCUCAGAACAAAGCAUUUUGCACCUCACCUCAAAGGAACAUUUAUCUUUUCUUAUUUUCUUUAUUUUGCUUCCUAUUUUUGUUUUCUUACACCUCCAUUCUCUUCAGUAUGGUAUUAAGUUCGAACAUGAUCCCUCAGUAUCAUUCAAAAUAUUUGAAACAGAGUAAAGUCUCUGCACAUGAAAAAGUCUGCACAGUUUGACUUGUAAUUUAAAUGUAUUUUUCCAAUAUGCACAGAUGUUUUAAGGCAAGCCUUUCUUCAGUCACAUGCUACAUGUCAUACAAUUAGAACAUUUUCAUGGCUCAGGAAGUACCGGGGUGGAGUUUGCACUACUGAACAUCAGUAGUGACUGCCAGCAAACCUCUGUACAACAUCAUUCAAUCAGAUUGCAACCACUGGUUGAUGCUUCUACCAAUAUCAUGAAUUGGGAUUUUUGACACUGAAAACAAAAAAGCAGUUAGUUGUAAUUAAUAGGUAUUAUGUUAGUUGAGUGGCUGAGAUGUAGCACACUAAAAAAGGGCAGGGAAAGAAACUUUAAAGACACAUGAAAAGAUAUUUAGAUUCAAGUUAUAUUGUGCUGACUUUUGCAUGCGUUUUGGAGGUCUAGUACACAUGCACUAAAUUAUAACAUUAGAGUAAAGCACAUUGUUUGUUAUACAGAGCAAAGUAUUCUUUACCUAACAAAACUAUUUGACUAAGUCUACCGUAAUGAUUUUAAUUAAAAAUUUAGUGAGAACACCAGAUACUGUCUUUAAACUGUAAAUUUGUUCCCAAAUUCAUUCUCAAAUUCAAGUUAUACCUGUGUUUUAGAUGUGUUCGUUUCAUGUGAUUGUUUUCAGACCUCCAUGCCCUUGAAGUGGAACUGUGGAUCCACUGUUUUUGCACUAGACAUACACCCUUAAAGAGUUCAGAUUGUUACCAAGCUAACCUCUGUCUUGUAUGAAGGUUUUCUUGACACAACAUUUCAGAUGUAUUCAUUCUUAUGUCCAAGACAAAAAAUAAAUGUUGAGACCUGACUGAAUGCAGUCUGGAAUCUGGAUUGGAUAUGGGUUCUGGAAAUUUCAUGUACCCGUGUUUCAGGCUGCAAUUGAGUGAUGUGCCUCGAUUGAAAGGUUUCUGUCCUGGUUUGUUUUUCACAGCCCGUGUGUGUUUUGAACACCAAACAAUACUGCAUAAUCAAUCUGUGAAACAGAUCUUUUCAGGCUACUUUUAUGGGGUUUUACAUCAUUUUAUAUUCUGUUGGGUGAUCUUAUAUUGUCUUUGGUGCUCAGAUCCAGAUUUGGGACAUUUUUAGUACAUGUAACCACCAGUGACUCAGCAGACAAACGACAAAAAGACAAAAGUGAAAAUGACUGUAAUUAUUGUUGAAAUAUGAAUAUGUUUAAAGACACUGUUGAAGAUGCUGUUAUAUUUUCCAUCGCUGAACCCAGGCCAACUUUUGGACCCAAGGAGCAGUACAUAUCAGGGGUCUGUAAUUACAUGCUCCAUACAAUGUGUCAAGUUUAUCACUGCAUAAUUAGGGUUUCCUCUCAUUUUCUUAAAGAUGUCUCAGGGACGGACUUUGUGGGCUACUGGUAACCUUGAGAAUCUAUUACAUGGUUAGAAGAAGAGCAGUGUUUUCACCCAUUUAUUUAUGAUGAAACCUCUCGAGGUAUUGUUAAGUCUCUUAUUUUCAUUUCACUUCAAAAUUACUCUUGGCCAAUUUCUCAGCACACACAUAAAGGUACAGUUUGACUGAGGAGUCUGAGGCUGACUUGCUGGCGGUGGUGGUGACGGGGGCUACUGAGCAUGUAGUAGUAAGCGUGUGAGGUGCACUGAAUGUGGUUGUGGUUAUAGUUUCCUGCGGAUCCUGAACGCUGAGCCAGUCACUGUAGCGCCCCGUCUCACCAUUGGCUCUUGGCGUCCUCUUUGUGCUGCUCCUUUAUCACAUGGGUAUUGUUCAUCGGUUCAUUUUUCUUUGUAAUUUAUUUUUUACCUUUUUAUUUAUUCUUGUACAUUUGCCCAUUUCUACUGUAUACACUUCUGUGUGCAAUUACUUCUUAUUUUCUUUUUAUUUGUUUUGGUCUUGGACUUGUAUGUGCUUCAGUUAUUUGACUCUGUCCAGAGCAGGUUGGUCUGCAUUGUACCUGACAUUGCCUCAUGUGGUACUCAACCCAAAUUCUACUUAUUUAGUAUCGAUCAUUUCCUGUAGGCUGUAAGCAUUUUGUAGUUUGGCCAUUUAUGAAGAACACCUAUGGUCAGUCUGAAUUCAUGUUGGUUACAAAGGAUUUCAAUGGUGGCAUGUUUGCACAGUGUAAUUACACGUUCCACACGGUAAUUGUUUCACCAAAAUUCACUGCUUCUUUCAGAGCUUCACAGCUUUGAGGAGGACAAUAUUGUACAGAUGAAGUAGUUUAGUCAUCCAUAUAUCCAAAAUGUAGCAGUUUGGAGCAUGUUGAGCAUACAGAUAGACUGGAGAAUUGGAUUACGCUGCAGAAGCCGAUUGAGAAUUUUCUGUCAUCAUUUUGAUACUUUUUUCCCCUUUGAAGACUUGUUACUACUGGGAUACAUUGUAACAUGAAUUCGCGAUGACCACAGCUGCUGCUCUUCAUAAAGAAGAAAGCAACAAGCCUCACCCUACAUGUGUUUGAUACUCAAAAAAUAGAUUUUGGGUGGGGAAUUUCACUUAAAAGGUUGUGAUUUUCCAGGGAUGGGCCCCAACUAAUUCAGACCUUUUUCAUUAUCUUGCACCACCCGAUUCACCCGUCAUCAUGGGGUAGAUUCACAAUAUGUGGUUUAGAAAGGCAGUAGUUUCGAUGCAGUUUAACCUUUCAACAGAAUAUGACCUUUCCUUUAUAAUUAAUGACGCAUCAGCCAUCCCACCCAUUGCUAAUGAUACACAACAUUAGAAAUGCGUCAAAACACAGAAAAGGGUUGCCUCCAUAUUCUUCUCAGACCACAGGGCGUUGUGUUCAAUUCUUUAAUCUUGAUCAUUGUGUUGUAAUCAAUAUGCACUGGAAAGUACUUUGUUUCUGUAGAUCCCAUGGGUCCCUUAUCUUUUGUGUGUUAAUGUAUAGUAUAUACUCUGGAUUGUUCUCUUGGGCUGAUCUUGCCAUGUGUCAGAUGUAUGUCUGUGCAUUGACCAGGCAGGCUUGGGUUGCUGGCCUGUUUGAUUUAUUGGAAAGGGAAACAAGCCACCAUGGUGCCCUGUGUAGUUUUGUUAGAAUGAGGUUCCCAAGCUGCACUCAUCACAUUACAUGUGAGUGUGGAGACAGAGUGGGACAUGUAUUUUAUGGAAACCAUCAGUGUCUUGAAUUUUGUAGUCCACUUUAUAUACAUUUGAAGUUUUCGAGGAAGGUUUUGAUUUUGAAUUUUUUUUAACAAUAACAUUUCUUCAUGGUCUUUCUUAACUUUUUAAAAUGUAUUUUCUUAAGAAAAGGGGUCUGCUUUUAUAAGGACAGUUCAUGCUUUUAAAAUAAAUUCUAAUGCGAGUAUGAUCCUUUUGAAGUCCAUGAGAUCAAGGGCAUUUUUUUUUAUAUAAAAAUGAACUUGCAACAUUCCUUGCACAUCUCAUGGUGGUGUAUAAACAAAACCAAGCAAACCAAAAUAAUUCAUGGUUGUGGUUAAAGGGACAGUUCACACCAAAACCCUCUUACCUGUAGUGCUAUUUAUCCAUCUAGAAUGUUUUGGUAUGAGUUGCCGAGUUUUGGAGAUAUCGGUAGAAAGGAAAUAGUUCCUACAGGAAACUGCUCACAACAAGGUCUAUGGAUUUUUUUUUUUUUUUUUUUUUGGGCGCUUUGAGCACCACAAGCCAAGUGCCAUAUAGUCCCAUUAUAGUCAAAUAAAGCAAAAUCUCUAUGGCCGAUAUCUCCAAAACUUGGCAACUCACACCUAAACAAUAUAGAUGGAUAACUAGCACUACAAGUAAGAGGAAAAAUAUGUAUUUUUGAUUUUGGGAUGAACUGUGCCUUUAAUUUGGCUGAAUGAAAAUUAAAUGAAAUAUUUGCCCAAGUGUACAUGUAUUUCUGAAACCCUGGAAGAUGCCUUUAACUGCUCAGUUUCAACAAAGUCUUGAUUAUCACACACUCUCUGUAUACCAAGAAAUGAGACCCAGCGAAAAUGUAGCAUUUUUGUAAACAUUGACUGUGUGUUUUCGAGACUCUACUGUGCACUCAUUUUUGUGUUUAUAUAUAUUUUUGGUUGUUGAUAUAACAUGGAAGUAAAGACAAUUUGUUAUGUAGUGCAAUAUGCUGUACAUACAGAGCUUUGCUCUACAAAUCUUUUUUCUGGAUUUCUUGUUGUUUAUUGGUACUUUUUUUUCAAUAAAAUUUUAUUGAAGGUGUCAAA
Molecule: messenger RNA, 5603 nt
Organism: Siniperca chuatsi (mandarin fish)
Lineage: Eukaryota; Metazoa; Chordata; Actinopteri; Centrarchiformes; Sinipercidae
Product: bcl-2-modifying factor-like
Exons: 5
Coding region: 199-762 (187 amino acids)
Biological process (GO): negative regulation of autophagy; positive regulation of apoptotic process; apoptotic process
Cellular component (GO): myosin complex
Source: RefSeq, a predicted model, not a curated record